Molecule: messenger RNA, 827 nt
Organism: Vicia villosa (hairy vetch)
Lineage: Eukaryota; Viridiplantae; Streptophyta; Magnoliopsida; Fabales; Fabaceae
Product: ethylene-responsive transcription factor RAP2-1-like
Exons: 1
Coding region: 150-647 (165 amino acids)
Biological process (GO): regulation of DNA-templated transcription
Molecular function (GO): DNA binding; DNA-binding transcription factor activity
Source: RefSeq, a predicted model, not a curated record
GAAACCAAUCCCACAUACUUUUGAGAGUAUAAACAGAAUCUUCCUGAACUAUAGCUUUGGCAAUAUCGACACAUAAUUUAUAUAUAUGCUUUAGUUUAGCAACUCAGGUGAAUCAAAUACAAAUACAGCAUAGGCAAAGCCACAAGAUCAUGGUGAUGGAAGAAGAAAGAGAGUGUUGUUCAACAAUAAUAAGAAACAACAACAUCAACCCCAAAGAGAAUCACAAACAAGAGAAACCAUACAGAGGAAUAAGGAAAAGAAAGUGGGGAAAGUGGGUUGCAGAAAUAAGAGAACCAAACAAAAGAUCAAGAAUCUGGUUAGGUUCUUACACCACCCCCGUAGCCGCCGCACGUGCCUACGACACCGCCGUGUUCUACCUAAGAGGUCCGACCGCUCGCCUUAAUUUCCCCGAAUUAUUGUUCCAAGACGACGAAGACAACAUCAACAACAACAACAAAGACGGUUCUGUUCCACAAGGUAACAUGUCCGCUGAUUCAAUACGUAAGAAAGCCACCACGGUCGGUGCUAGAGUUGAUGCUCUUCAAACCGCUCUUCAAGCUUCAUCGCGUUCUAGUUCUACUUCUACUCCAUUUAACUCUGAUGUUAAACCUGAUUUGAACGAGUUUCCAAAACCUGAAGAUUAUUAAUAUAAUUCAUACUGUUAUAUUUUCUCUCUGUAAUCUCUCUGCAAUUUCUUUAUCUUUCUGUUUCUUAGAAUUGUUAACAGAAAUAGAUUAUAGAAUAUAGACUCUUGUCAUAAAUUAAUGUAACCUACUUUUACUCUUUAUUUAAUUUCUGAAAAAUAUUAUGAAAAUUAUGAAUAAUCA